AUGUUGAGGAGGGGUUUGAAAGCAAAUUCAGUUACAUUGCGUACUUUUGUUAAAGGUAUGUGUAAGGAGGGGAAGGUUUUGAGUGCAGUUCAGUUGCUUGAUAAAAUGACUGAAGAGAAAGUUGAAGUAAAGGUGCUCACAUAUGGGAUUCUUAUAAAUGGCCUCUGUGAAAUUCGAGAGACUGGUCUUGCUAUUGAAUUGCAUAGGAAGAUGGUGCAAAGAACUUGUGAAUCUAAUGUCCUCACUUAUAGCAUGAUCAUUGAUUCUCUUGGUAAAGAUGGGUUGAUGAAUGAGGCACUUGAUUUUUUCUCCGACAUGAUUCAUGAAGGUGUUACCCCGGAUGUCAUUGUUUACAGUUGUUUAAUUCACGGUUUGUGUAAUUCCGGCCGGUUGAAAGAAGCUGUGAGGCUUUUUGAUGAAAUGGUUGGCCAAGGGAUUUCGGCCAAUGUAGUUACAUAUAAUUCUUUGAUUUAUGGUUUUUGUCAGCUGGAUUUGUGGAAGGAAGCUACAAGAAUUUUUGAUAAAAUGGUUGGACAAGGGAUUUCACCAGAUGUUAUAACAUUUAUGAUAUUAAUAGAUUGUCUCUGUAAAAGGGGGAUGGUGGGAGAAGCUAGGAUGGUGUUUGACAUGAUGAUUCGGAUAGGCAAGAAGCCUAAUGAAUUUACGUAUAAUUUGCUGAUUUAUGGAUUAUGUUUGACAGGGAGCUUGGAUGGUGCAGCAGAGCUGUUUAAGUCAAUGGAACACAGAGGUCUUGAACAGGAUGUUACUGGCUACAGUACAUUGAUUAAUGGGUAUUGUAAAGGUCGGGCAAUUGAUGAAGCUAUGUGCCUCUUUCAGGAAAUGCAUGAAAAGGGGCUGAAGCCCACCACUGUAACUUACAACACACUAAUAGGAGAACUCUGCCAGGCAGGUAUGUGUAAGGAGGGGAAGGUUUUGAGUGCAGUUCAGUUGCUUGAUAAAAUGACUGAAGAGAAAGUUGAAGUAAAGGUGCUCACAUAUGGGAUUCUUAUAAAUGGCCUCUGUGAAAUUCGAGAGACUGGUCUUGCUAUUGAAUUGCAUAGGAAGAUGGUGCAAAGAACUUGUGAAUCUAAUGUCCUCACUUAUAGCAUGAUCAUUGAUUCUCUUGGUAAAGAUGGGUUGAUGAAUGAGGCACUUGAUUUUUUCUCCGACAUGAUUCAUGAAGGUGUUACCCCGGAUGUCAUUGUUUACAGUUGUUUAAUUCACGGUUUGUGUAAUUCCGGCCGGUUGAAAGAAGCUGUGAGGCUUUUUGAUGAAAUGGUUGGCCAAGGGAUUUCGGCCAAUGUAGUUACAUAUAAUUCUUUGAUUUAUGGUUUUUGUCAGCUGGAUUUGUGGAAGGAAGCUACAAGAAUUUUUGAUAAAAUGGUUGGACAAGGGAUUUCACCAGAUGUUAUAACAUUUAUGAUAUUAAUAGAUUGUCUCUGUAAAAGGGGGAUGGUGGGAGAAGCUAGGAUGGUGUUUGACAUGAUGAUUCGGAUAGGCAAGAAGCCUAAUGAAUUUACGUAUAAUUUGCUGAUUUAUGGAUUAUGUUUGACAGGGAGCUUGGAUGGUGCAGCAGAGCUGUUUAAGUCAAUGGAACACAGAGGUCUUGAACAGGAUGUUACUGGCUACAGUACAUUGAUUAAUGGGUAUUGUAAAGGUCGGGCAAUUGAUGAAGCUAUGUGCCUCUUUCAGGAAAUGCAUGAAAAGGGGCUGAAGCCCACCACUGUAACUUACAACACACUAAUAGGAGAACUCUGCCAGGCAGGUAGAGUUAAAACCGCAAAGGGCCUAUUCAAUGAGAUGCAAACUUGUGGGUUAUCUCCAGAUUUGCAUUCAUAUUCUAUACUGUUAAAUGGGCUCUGCAAAAAUGGACAGCUCGAAGAGGCAAUGGAUGUAUUUAGGUCUAUUAAGAGUGCUGGGCUUGAAGCUAAUAUUGAAGUUUUCAGCACACUCAUUGAUGGGAUGUGCAGAGUUGGUAAAAUAGCAGCAGCGAAGGAUCAGUUUGAUGAAAUCUUGAAGAAAGGUAUGGUGCCUGAUGUUGUAACAUAUAACAUAAUGAUCAAUGGCCUCUGCAGGAAUGAGAUGUUGCCGGAGGCCUGUAAAUUGCUCUUGCGGAUGGAAGAGGAGGGUUGCUUCCCAGAUGCCAUUUCAUUUAACAUCAUCAUUCGACAUUUUCUCCAAGAAAAUGAGAUCACCAAAGCAAUGCAGUUCUUUAAGGAGAUGCGUAAUAAAAAUUUCUUGCCUAAUGAAGCAGUCAGUUCGACAUUACUACACCAUGUGUUGGUGAAUAAACAAUGUCGAACAGCCCUCGAGUCACUUCCUAAUUCUCUUCAGAAAAAUUUGUGA
Molecule: messenger RNA, 2346 nt
Organism: Ilex paraguariensis (yerba mate)
Lineage: Eukaryota; Viridiplantae; Streptophyta; Magnoliopsida; Aquifoliales; Aquifoliaceae
Source: the annotation of a GenBank genome assembly